AUGCAUAGCCAAACACAAGACGAGGGGGGCAAUAUUGGUGUAGGCGCAGUUUUGGGGCAACCACUGGUUUUCAAACGCAUGAGUGGCUGUAACCUGACCGGUUCUGGCUUCGCCGAGUUGCAUACGAACGUCUUCGACGGCAGGAUGUCUGGCGAGAAUCCAGAGUUAAGUCCGGAAAUCAGAAUUGCGGCCCUUACGGGUUGA
Molecule: messenger RNA, 204 nt
Organism: Fusarium fujikuroi IMI 58289
Lineage: Eukaryota; Fungi; Ascomycota; Sordariomycetes; Hypocreales; Nectriaceae
Exons: 2
Coding region: 1-204 (67 amino acids)
Source: RefSeq, a predicted model, not a curated record